AUGGCUCGUUCGUCGGCAUCGGGACCAGGGCUAGGGCAGCCAGCUCUGAACCCCCUAGGAGUACAAUUCUUCUCGAGCCUCGAGGGGCUGGAGAUAGCCUCAUCUACCGACCGGCAGCUCAUCCGAGGGCACAACUUGGUCGGUGCGGUCCGACUACAGUUCGUCAGGCCGAGUUUCUUCGACGACGGGGCUGGGGAGCAUGGAGAACUCCUCGAUGAGAUUGAUGGAGUCGAUGUGCCGCUAUCCAUGCACGUGUAUCCCUUCCCCCAAAUGGAUGAGUGGGAGAGCCAGUGGUUCUUCUUCGACGCCCAGCUCCAUCCGUAUCAGCUGCAUUUCCGCCGCAGAGUCGAAGAUGGAGACGAGUCAGCUGUCGGGAUGUGGGAAGACUCGUACGCAAAGUUAGCCCAGGUCCGUGGACAUAUGUGUGUUCAACCGAUCGCGAUGAGGCCUCUGAGGCUUGCGAAUGGCAGUUUCCCAACCAUGGCACCGCGUGCUAGCCUCCACGGACCCAUCGACACGACAACAUUCCGUUUCAAGGCCGGAUCGCUGAGCAUUAACCAGCUAAAGUGCUGUGGCUUCGUCCGGUGUAGCACAUAUCUCGUACCGCCCCUUGGCAGAGACCCGACAUUUAAAGGCGGCCAGAUGUUCCACAUCCUAGUGUACUUGCCACACGAUCAGCAGCCUUGGAAAAGCCGUAUUGAUUGGAUGAAGAGCGCACCCGAAGGCGGCUUCGCAGCCAGAAAAUGGAUGUAUGGGAGAGGCAGCAUCGUCGGUGUGCUGAACCCUGCGCUGCUAGAGGAGGAGCUCCAGCCUGGUCAAGAUAUCCUAGUAGUGCUCGCGGAUGAGUUCGGCUUCAUAUCGAACGCUACGUUCGACAGUGCUGUAACGAUGAGGAAACAGUCUUCCACAGAACGCAAAGGCCGAACCGGGGAAACGACGAAACCCUUUCAGCAGCAGCCCGGUUGCUUCGCCAUCUAA
Hirsutella rhossiliensis is the source of this 978-nucleotide messenger RNA. RefSeq lists its product as uncharacterized. The transcript is spliced from 2 exons. The record is from RefSeq and is a predicted model, not a curated record. Lineage: Eukaryota; Fungi; Ascomycota; Sordariomycetes; Hypocreales; Ophiocordycipitaceae. The coding region runs from base 1 to 978 and encodes 325 amino acids.